GUCUUUUCAUGAAAAAACUGAUCCUAGUGAUCCACUUGAUCUCUCUGAAAAAACUUAACUUUCUCCUCUAAAGAUUCCUUCUUUAUAUCACUGGAACCAAAUCUUAUAAUCUGAUCCUUCUUUGCCUGCUCAAUUAUUUUGGGUUUUGAUUUUUAGGGUUUCGUAUCAUUUGAUUCCAUGUCGGGAAAAGGUCUCUCUCCGGCGUCCUUCUCCGCGCCGCCGAUGACCGUCCAAGAUGCCGACCCGUUGCGUUUCCGGGUCGGCGAACAGGACCCUAAAACCCGCGAAUUCGCCGCCUUUAUCGGCGACCAACACCGCUAUUUCGCGGCGGCGGCCGCCGCCGCCGCCGCUGCGAAUCCUCACCCUCACCCUCAUAUCGAGUUCCGUCAGAGUUUCUACUCGGAGAUCGGAAACCCUAACGACAGCGGUGGAUCAGACGGGGAGGAGGUGGUGGAAGAAGAAGAAGAAGAAGAGGAUGAUGAUGACGUGGACGGAAACGAAGGCGAUGGUAUGAACAAAGACGUUGGCGAAGAUGGAGGAGGCGCUGUGGUGGGGAUUGAGCAAGACAACGCAGCUUACUACUCGCAGCAGUUUAAGGCAAUGGAAGCGAGUUUUGUUUCUAGGCAUGAGGAGUCGUCAUCAGUCGCUGCUGAGAAUGGGUGUGACGUUAGCGGCAGAAGAGACGCUUCCUCUUCUUCUUUGAGCAGUUCGAUCGAGUCUUUGAGGACCAUCUUGUCUGAUCCUAUAACAGGGGCUUUGAUGUCUGAUGCAAUGAUUUUGCCUUGCGGACACACUUUUGGAGCUGGUGGAAUAGAACAAGUUAAACAAAUGAAAGCUUGCUGCACUUGUUCGCAGCCAGUCUCAGAAGACUCUAUAACCCCAAACCUCACUCUGCGAGUUGCAGUACAAGCAUUCUGCAGAGAAGAGAAGUCACAGUCGAACCAUUCAUCUAAGCGAAAACGAGAAGGAUUUGAUCAAGAGAGACGAUCAUUUGGUGACACGGCUUAUACAAAUCGUUCAAGGAACAGAACUAAUCAUUUCCCUUUUGCUGUGGCAGAUCGAGUUAUAAUAAAGGGAAACAAGAGGACACCGCCUCGUUUUGUAGGAAGGGAAGCUGUUGUGACUACUCAAUGCUUGAACGGCUGGUAUGUGGUGAAAACACUAGACAAUGCAGAGAGUGUUAAGCUUCAGUAUCGUUCAUUGGCCAAAGCCACAGAAGAUCCAUCAACCAAGGCAACACCAAGCAAGAUGGUUUCCAACUAGCUCUAAACAGACCUUCCUUGUGAAGAGACUACUUUCUGAUAGUACCAAAAACCUAUCCACAGAUCAUAGAUCACAGUUACAUAUUGUAAAUUCUUGUAGUGGUUGCUUCAUGUCAGAUGUUUGAAGAAAUUAGGUUUCGGGCAAGAGCCAGGCUGAACAUAUCUGAAUCAUAUGAUAUAAUACAUAGUUAUUUUGCU
This is a messenger RNA of Brassica oleracea var. oleracea, 1460 nucleotides long. Its product is annotated as U-box domain-containing protein 62. The transcript is spliced from 8 exons. Bases 178 to 1263 code for a protein of 361 amino acids. Lineage: Eukaryota; Viridiplantae; Streptophyta; Magnoliopsida; Brassicales; Brassicaceae. Gene Ontology annotation, molecular function: ubiquitin-protein transferase activity. The record is from RefSeq and is a predicted model, not a curated record. Gene Ontology annotation, biological process: protein ubiquitination.